AUGAAUGUUCGCGACCCUUUCAACCUCCAUCGACACUCCUCUGCAAUCUCAAUUCUACGAACGACGGCCACUCGAGCGGCGGCUGGCAUAACCGAGAAAGCCGUCGAAGCCGGCGUAAAUGCCAUUGAAGUUGGCAAGCAGGCCGUCGAGGACAUGUCCUUCACGAUUCCAAAAAAUGUGCCAUCGUUUGCGAACCCACAACGGAUGGCCGAGGACCGUUUCUUCGGUAGCGGAGCGACAUCGUCCUUAACAGCUCGCAAUAAAGGCGGCGGCGGCAGCUCCCUCGGCGGUUUCUUCGAAGGCGGACAGAACUCGCAAACGCUCCCAAUGUACAAAGACAAGCCGUACGCGUACCCGCCCUCGCAGCGACAUCGCCCCUUGUGGCGACGGAAGAGCACGGGCGGGUUUAUUCUCGUACUCGUGGCGCUCUUGUACUACUUCGGCGUAUUCUCCCGCCACCACGAGUCCGGCUUAUCGCGAUCAGCGUCAUGGAGCAACUGGCUCCAGGGGCCAGAGCCCGAGAGCCACGCCGACUGGUUACAUAGAAGAGAGCGCGUUGUUGAAGCCUUCGAGCUGAGUUGGGACGCCUACGAACGAUAUGGAUGGGGCUAUGAUCAAUACCACCCGGUUUCGAAAAAGGGCGCGCAGAUGGCGCCGCAGGGUAUGGGCUGGAUCAUAGUCGACGCCUUGGACACCAUGAUUUUGAUGAACCUCACGUCGCGCGUUACACAUGCGCGAGAGUGGAUCUCCAAGUCGUUGACGUGGGACCAGGAUCAGGACGUGAACACAUUCGAGACAACAAUUCGCAUGCUUGGUGGCCUGUUGUCAGCCCACUACCUUGCGAACGAAUACCCGCAGCUGGCUCCCUUGGUUGAUGACGAUGAGGGCGCUCCCGGCGAGGACCUUUACUUAGAGAAGGCAAAGGAUCUCGCAGAUCGCCUCAUGCCAGCCUUUGAAAGUGAAUCCGGAGUUCCUUAUGCCAGUGUCAACUUAGGCAAAGAGAUCGGUCUCCCGUCGCAUGAUGAUGGCGGCGCGUCUUCGACAGCUGAAGCUACGACACUGCAGCUGGAAUUCAAGUACCUCUCCAAGUUGACUGGGGAGAGGUUCUACUGGGACAAGGUGGAGAAGGUAAUGCAGGUCAUCGACGAUAAUGGCGCAAAAGAUGGGCUUGUUCCUAUCUACGUCUAUGCCGACGGCGGCAACUUCCGAGGGCAGAACAUCCGCCUAGGCAGCCGUGGCGACUCCUACUACGAAUACUUGAUCAAGCAGUACCUCCAGACAUCCAAGCAGGAGCCUGUCUACUUGGACAUGUGGACUGAGGCCCUGCAAGGUGUGCGCAACAACUUGAUUACAUACACCGAGCCUUCGGGCUUCACCAUCAUUGGUGAGAGGCCUGACGGUCUCGAUCGCGACCUGUCACCCAAGAUGGACCAUCUAGUCUGCUUCAUGCCCGGAACCAUCGCUCUAGGCGCCACCGGCGGCUUGGCCGAGGCCGAGGCCCGCAAGCUGCCGACAUGGACCAAGAAGAACAGCGACGACAUGCAGCUGGCGAGGGAGCUAAUGCAAACCUGCUGGGGCAUGUACAAGUACAUGGCGACGGGGCUGGCGGCUGAGAUUACCUACUUCAAGGUCGGCAAACCGCCGUUGCAGGAAUCUGCUUCUCACAACCCGCCGGACGAGUUCGACCCCAGCCCUGACGCAAGGUGGCGCAAGGACUUUUCCGUGAAAAGCAACGACGUGCACAACCUUCAGCGUCCCGAGACGGUGGAGAGCCUUUUCUACAUGUGGAGAAUCACGGGCGACUCCAAGUACCGCGAUUGGGGCUGGGAAAUGUUCCGAUCGUUUAUGAAUCAUACGGCGGUUGAAGAUGGAGGCGGCUUUACGAGUUUGGGGAAUGCAAAUGUGAUCCCAUCUCAGAAGAGAGAUAACAUGGAGAGUUUCUGGCUGGCGGAAACAUUGAAAUAUUUCUACCUCCUCUUCUCCCCCAAUGACCUCCUGCCCCUGGACAAGAUCGUCAUCAACACGGAGGCUCACCCCUUCCCUCGCUUCGAGAUGGGUCAACUAUUCUCGACGGGAUGGAAGCGCAAGCCUCGGGAUAAUUCUGGAAAGAUUAUUCCUGAUUCAGGAGAGCGAUGA
Pseudomassariella vexata is the source of this 2136-nucleotide messenger RNA. RefSeq names its product family 47 glycosyl hydrolase. Gene Ontology annotation, molecular function: mannosyl-oligosaccharide 1,2-alpha-mannosidase activity; calcium ion binding. The coding region runs from base 1 to 2136 and encodes 711 amino acids. Gene Ontology annotation, cellular component: membrane; endoplasmic reticulum. NCBI's taxonomy places the organism in Eukaryota, Fungi, Ascomycota, Sordariomycetes, Amphisphaeriales, Pseudomassariaceae. Gene Ontology annotation, biological process: N-glycan processing; carbohydrate metabolic process. The record is from RefSeq and is a predicted model, not a curated record. The transcript has 3 exons.